Syngnathus typhle (broad-nosed pipefish) is the source of this 3949-nucleotide messenger RNA. RefSeq names its product forkhead box N1 (gene foxn1). Gene Ontology annotation, molecular function: transcription cis-regulatory region binding; DNA-binding transcription factor activity, RNA polymerase II-specific. The coding region runs from base 921 to 2600 and encodes 559 amino acids. NCBI's taxonomy places the organism in Eukaryota, Metazoa, Chordata, Actinopteri, Syngnathiformes, Syngnathidae. The transcript is spliced from 9 exons. The record is from RefSeq and is a predicted model, not a curated record. Gene Ontology annotation, biological process: regulation of transcription by RNA polymerase II.
AACAAGGCAAAACAUUAUUUCAAGCAGUCAGGAGUCAGCCGCUUCUUGUCACGUUGAACAAGGUAAGUGUAGGCAGUGGGCGGAUUUGGCAUCAAAGCAAUCAACGUCUUUUCACAUUUGUUUGACAGUUCUGGGAAAUGUGAACGGGGUUGUCUAUUUAGUAGUAGUGAGCUUCCCCCUUGACAUACUUAAACUGGACGACUCCAUCACCUGUCUGAGAAGGGCGAGUAGUUUGUAAUCAUAAAGCUAGUCAACAUAUUCUGGUCGUGCAAGACUUGUGGGUUUCAACUAUUUAAAGAAUUACCUUUGUUCUUAACAGGAAUUUUAUUAUGGAGGUUGUUGACGGGAUGAUUUGUGGGAAAGUUUUAAAUUGGUUUGUGUUUGGCACAAUUAAGCUUCUUGUGAGCUGGCUAGUAAAUGAAAGUGUUGUCGGUUAACAAGCUGUUUUUUCUGCAUUUGAUUUCUCGUAAUGUGUGUGAAUUAUGAAAGCACCUGGUGCCACUGGUCGGGUGUGAUCUAGUGUUUAGUGUAUCUUAUGUCCAAGUCACACAAGGAGGAAGAGAAGGCUGCCAAUGUGAGCAUCCAUCAAAACCUGUUGCAACAGGUUGUCUUGCUUAUUCUCUCAUCUCUCAUCUCAUUCCAGUCUUUAGUUGGACGAGUGCCACACACACACGCACACACAAGCACACUGACACACACACACAUUCACACUCUGGCAUGACGAUAAUGUUACAAGCAGUCGAAUCCAAAACUGGCCCUUCAACUGAUUGACUGCACAUUUUGACAAUUUGCACGCUGACAAGCACAUCUUCAAGAUAUGGAGCCAGGAUGUGUUGAGACCUAAGAGGGAUUCCGAAGGUGUAAAGCCACAAAGAAGCCAUUGACACGUUUUAAAUUAAGGAAUAACGUCUUGGUACAAAAUGUCAGUCACUCCAUCGUUUUCACCCAGCAAGGAUGAGUCUAAACCUUCGACUUCCCAGGCCAAACCUCUCACCUCGCCCGAGCACCUUGAGCGGGUGGCAGAAUCACAGACAACACAUUGCAGUGAUGUCUGCUUUAGCCAGCAAGCCAGAGCACCCGUCACCUUAAGGCACGCAACUGUGAGCAGGAAGCACAACGUAGAAGAGACGGGACGGCAGGGCCUCAUCGACGCAUCUCGCUUCCACCCCUACCUGCGACAGCUCAGCGAGGAUUCAGUCGAAAAUACAAUUUGUCUUCACCCUGGUUCGUCUCCCUUCGGCAGCCUGCAGCAGCUCUGCAGCCCUCAAAUGUGCUCUGUCACAUUUGGAUCAAACAGCGAGGUGCAAACACUAUGGGAACAAUCCACCUACAAUGGUCAGUGUUCCUACCCUGACCUACCACCCGUGCCAGCUGAGACUCCUUGUUCCCAUUCUCAGUGCUAUAUAUCGUAUAAUUCCGCCAGCCCGCUGCAAGAGGUUGUGACAAGGCCAUACGAUACUGAGGAGCAUUCCUGCAAGCCAAGUUAUUCUCACCAUAGUCGCUCGUCUCAAAUUCAUCAGAGAAACAACUUGCAGCCCCUCUUCGCCAAACCAAUUUACUCAUACAGCAUUCUCAUCUUCAUGGCUCUAAAAAAUAGUGAAACGGGAAGUCUCCCAGUCAGUGAGAUCUACAGCUUCAUGACUGAAAACUUCCCCUACUUUAAGACAGCCCCCGAUGGAUGGAAGAACUCAGUACGCCACAACCUUUCUCUAAACAAAAGCUUUGAAAAGGUGGAGGGCAAAAAAGGGAAUUCCUCUCGGAAAGGUUGUCUGUGGGCUCUCAAUCCUGCCAAAGUGGAGAAAAUGCAGGAGGAGUUGUACAAGUGGCGCCGCAAAGACCCCGUCAGUGUUCGCAGGAGCAUGGCGAGACCAGAAGACCUAGACCAUCUUCUUGGACAGAUGCCCAAGACGCUACGAUCAGCGCCACCAUACACAAGACCUGCUGGCAUUUAUGGGCCCAUGCCAACGUCCUCCAACCCAACACAUGGCCAACCCAGCCGAGCUCGUCGACGUCCACAGUAUUCAUGUCCUCCUCCGCCCUCACAGCAGCCCUCUUUCCUCACCGACACCCAUUUUAGCGACUCAUUGGCGCUGUGCUCCCCAUGUGAUCAGCAGCACACAACUGACGUCCAUCCCGAGAGCAUGAACUUAAUCGCGACUAUGAAGCUGCCACCCGCUUACAGCAUCAUCCACCAGAACGACUUUAAUGUUGGUCUAAGGAGUCUGCAGGACUUGCAAUUAGAGGGAGAUACUUAUGAUGUGGAUGUACUUAACCCCAGCCUGACUGAUCUGCAGUUGAAAGGUGACAUGUGGGAAGAGUUGCAAGAAGACAGCCUGGUGUCACAUCCACAAAGUGCCCCCAUGACCGUGACCAUCACCCCUGGUUUACAGGCAUCCUGUAUCCAUCCCAGCUACGGAGACACCAUGAUGCUGCCUGUCAGUGAGAUCUCACCGUUGGCCCGGCAUAAAAUAGAGUUUGAUGACACAUCGAGCGAACAGAGCUUGAAGCAACACGCGUGUUCUAGCGGCUGGCAUCCCGACGUUUAUUCAACUGACAAUUUGCCGCUAUAUUUGACCUGUUGCACCACAUCCUUAGUGUGAACAGGCAAUGUAACCGUCAACCGUCAACCCCUUCUUAACGACAGAUCCUUGACACGUUUUUUGAAUGAGUGUUACGGUAGCAGGCGGCUUCACCAUUGGAUUUGUGACCCAGGAAGUCCUCAAAUGCUUGUUUUCCCAAAUGUGUUCACCUCUCUACUCAGUGAGAAUAGAGAAGACCUCUCAUGGCUUGUGUGACCAUACAUUUCCAUGUCAACUCAAAACCAGCACAAGUUCUUUGGGGGAAAUGGAGAAUUUGAGCAAGGUGGGAAAACAAACUUCAACCGCAGAUUAUAUAAAUUGAUGGUGGUCUUAAAUCACAGUGCACUCUGUGAAUAUGACUUAUUUUUACAUGACGUCAUCAAAUUGAUGACCAUUAUUUUAAAUCAAACUUUCAUAGUUUACCCAUUGCAAUGCUUACAUUCAAAAUGUUAAGUACAAUAUACGAAAAUUUGUCUACAGCAGUGGUUCUUAACAUGGGUUCGGUGAGUCAAUCUCAGGGGUUCGGCAGAGCCUCUUCUGCAGAGGACUGAACACACCUGAUUUGUCGUGUAAAUUUGUGAUGACGUAUAUCUGAACUGGUCUCGCAAAGGCAUCAGCAGAAGUCAUGCUGAUUUGCAGGUAUGUAGUUUGUUUUGAGUUCAUGCAUUGUGUUGGUUUUGUCCUUUGAACAAGGGGAUGUUCAUGUACAGCUCAUUUUGUGCACUGGUAAAAACAUUAAUGUCUUGGAUUUUUAAAUAAAUAAUAAUAUUUUUCACCAAAGAGGGGUUCGGUGAAUGCGCAUAUGAAACUGGUGGGGUUCGGUUGUCACGACUCGUCCCCGAUUGUGUCCAUAUUGACAUAGUUUCUGUUUGUGUGUCUGUGUGCUCGCCCCUCCCCUCCUGUGUGCCCAUGAUCAGUGUGAUCAUCCUCACCUACCUGUAUGUAUUUAAAUCCUGUCUGUGUGUCACGAACUUGUCGGAUUAUUUCUUGUCUCAUGUCUUCUUGUCUCUUGUCGUUCCUGUUUUUACCUUGGUCGUUUUCUGUUUGUCAUCCCUGUCGGUCAAUCAGUUCUGUUGGUGUUUUGUGAUUCUGUUAAAUUAGUUUGUUAGUUGCACUUUUGUAAACAUUUUAAAGUCAAAUUGACUUUGAUUGUGUACUUCAUUCUUGCAUAUGACGAUGUGAACGUGUGUGUGUGCGUGCGUGUGUGUGUGUGUGAGACAUUAAAAAAAAAAAAUCCGCGCCAAAUGCAACAUAUUAAAUGGCUCGCUUUGCUUUUAUUGUUGUACAUAGAAAAAAGAAAGACGCUUGGUGGUUGUAACGUAAUAAUGCAUUUUGCACAGAUGAUGGCAGUAAAGUCCCUUUUGUACAAA